AUGGGCGGUUGGAGCGAGUUUCUGAGCUCCACCGAUUCUAUGACUCCUUGCAAUAUCCUCUUAUACAGGCAUGACAUUGUUUCAAGGGUUUUUCACUUGAAAUUAAGGAAACUUAUAGAUGUCCUCACUAAGAAAGCAAUAUACGGCGAAGUUGAUGCUUGGAUCUAUAGUGUCGAAUGGCAAAAACGAGGGCUACCUCAUGUGCACAUACUUUUAUGGCUUAAAACAAAAAUUCAGCCGGAUGAAAUAGACAAGAUCAUUUCAGCUGAAUUACCAGAUCCUCAACAAGAUCCCUUGCUAUUCAGUAUAAUUUCGAAAAGUAUGAUUCAUGGACCUUGCGGCGAAUUCAACAUGGCUUCACCAUGUAUGGAUAAUGGAAAAUGUACAAAAAAGUUUCCUCGAAAUUUUGUUAAAGAAACCCUAACUGCAGAUGAUGGCUACCCAACCUAUCGUAGAAGAGCCCCUGCAGAUGGAGGUCAUAGUUCUGUACUUACAAUUCGUGGCAAAGAAGUACAGAUUGAUAACCGUUGGUGCAAGCAAUUAAAUAUAUUUGCAAAUAUAUCAACAAAGGAUCGGACCGUGCCACUUUUUCAGUUGGAAACAUUGACGAAAUUGCAAACUAUGCCAAUGGACGCUAUAUUUGUUCCUCUGAGGGAUUUUGGCGUUUUUUUGACUUUGAGAUUCACGCACGAUGAUUUUGCUAAAACUCUUUUGUAUUCCGAAGUUGCCGCCUAUUACCGAUGGGACAGUAAUAAGUUUGUGAAAAGAAAACGGGGUAAAGAUGUUCCAGGCUGGCCAGGAGUAAAAAAAGAUUCAGCUAUAGGCCCAACUUCAUUUGAGUACUUAAAAACCGUUGAUGGUGUUACUUACGCAACUUUCAAAGCUGCCUGUUACGCACUUGGUUUAUUGGAAAAUGAUGAUCAAUGGAAAAACACACUCGCAGAUGCUGCUUUGUCUGAUAAUCCAUCUAAAUUACGUGACUUAUUUGCUAUUAUUUUAGUUUUUUUUGAAUUUUCUGAAGAAGUGUUCAACAGAGGUUUAAUUGAAGUAGAAGACAAGAUCAUCUCUCUUUCAGAAAAAAAUUUGACUGCAUUUGGGCUAAACUCACUGGUUCGAGAUGAACUCUGUACUAAUGAUCCUUUGGAACAUUCCAUCAGACAUGGUUAUGAUCAUAACUAUUUAUAUAACUAUGUUGAACAAAAUCUUCCUAAGUUGGUUCCAGACCAACGACAAGCUUUUGAUCGUAUAAUUGACAGUGUCUUAAAUAGUAGUGGAAAAGUCUUUUUCCUGGAUGCUCCUGGAGGCACUGGAAAAACAUUCCUAAUUAAUCUUAUGUUGGCCCAAGCAAGAUCGGCUGGAAAACUGUCCCUUGAUGUUGCAUCUUCUGGCAUUGAUGCCACUCUCAAGAGUGGAGGUAGAACAGCUCACUCCACUUUUAAACUUCCAUUAUGUGUUUUUUCCGGAGAAGAUUACACGUGCCCGAUACGCAAAAAUGGCCCACUUGCAAAAAUUUUUCAAAAUACAACAUUUAUUGUAUGGGAUGAGUGCACAAUGAGUCACAGAGCUCGCAUUGAAGCAAUUAAUAGAACAUUGCAAGAUUUAAGAUCAAACCAGAAUUUAAUGGGUGCCAUAACAUUUGUUUUUGCUGGUGAUUUUAGGCAGAAAUUACCACAUUAUGUAAAGUCUCUUCAUUUACGUACUAAUAUGAGAGCACAUCUCUGCGGAAGAAACAUGGAAUUUCCAACACAGCUAUUAAAAAUUGGCGAUGGCACGAUGGAAAAUGAAAACGGUUUUAUCACCCUAGAUCAAUCCAUUGGAAAACUGGUUACAACUGUCGAUAAUCUUAUUUCUGAAGUUUACCCAGACAUUGAAAAUUUAUCAAACAAAUCGUACCAAUGGUUAU
This is a messenger RNA of Copidosoma floridanum, 1903 nucleotides long. RefSeq lists its product as uncharacterized. NCBI's taxonomy places the organism in Eukaryota, Metazoa, Arthropoda, Insecta, Hymenoptera, Encyrtidae. The record is from RefSeq and is a predicted model, not a curated record.